Messenger RNA from Nematocida ausubeli, 1113 nucleotides. RefSeq lists its product as uncharacterized. The transcript has a single exon. Bases 1 to 1113 code for a protein of 370 amino acids. The record is from RefSeq and is a predicted model, not a curated record. Lineage: Eukaryota; Fungi; Microsporidia.
AUGAUUGAGAAAGCGUAUAAUGAUAUAUUUGGAGGUGUACACGUGCAUGACAAUCAAAAGAGGAAUGCAAAAAUUUCCGGUUACUAUUUAUAUGAAUUUGAUGUCCAUCCUGAGUAUAAUAAAGAAAGAAAUAAGCUGAAAUGGAAAUCCCAUUUUAAAAUGCAUAGGAUAAGCAAGGAAGUAGAAGAUGCAGUGCCAUUUAAUAUAGAGACGCUUAACUCCUAUAUAAAUAGAAGUAUACAGAGAGGUAGCAAUCUUAAAGCAGAGAGCAAAAGCUGCUCUAACCCAGAUGAAAAGACGCAGCCCACUCUUCUCCAUGGGAACAAGUACAAUGAUAUCGAUACUUUCCUACUUGAUCCACAAAUCCACAGAUCAAACUAUAAAAGAAGCAUUGUAUUCGGGGCUCUGCUAUAUGCAAUGCCUGAUAAAAGCCGAACUACCAACUACCCUAUGCAACUAGCAUAUAACAUCAUGGGAAGCGCACAGUCCAUGGAUAAAAAGGAUAGAGAUAUGAUUUUUUUGUUGCUUAGUUUGGGGUUGGAAGAUAGGUACCAUUCACAUAUAUGCAUUGAUAAGAGUGCAUAUAAAGAUCCGAAAAUUUUUAUGGAGACAAUAGAAGAAGUACUACACUUUGCAAAAAGCACAAACUUUGCAUUAGAUAUAGGAUAUGCUGAUAUAAUUAAAGACCUAAUGAUUAAUUGCCGAAGAAAUUGCCUGAAAGAUAGUUACUAUUCAGAAUUGGAAUCUUUUGCUAAAAAACUCAGUGGUAUGCCUAAAGCAGAGGAUUUAUUUGUCAAGAUUUUGACACGGGAUGGAACCACUGCGCAGCACAUCAUUGAAAUCGCUAAGUCUAUGAAGAAAACAGAAAAAGCAAUUCAGGUUUUUGAUUAUAUGAGACAUAGUAACCAGUUUUUGCUGUGGAUUAUUCUGGGUAUAGUCCAAUUUAAGCACGGCAAAUGGCAUACUCUGGUAAAAGAAUGCUAUGCCUUAUUUCAAAUAAUAAAAUCUGGGAAUGACUUCAAAGACUAUUCUCUUAGAUGGGGAUGUAAAGUAAGUCUAGCAAAACUGUUUGAUGAGAUAGAACCUAUAGUGUGCGUUAAAGACAACAAGUAG